Messenger RNA from Spirometra erinaceieuropaei, 13108 nucleotides. The record is from the annotation of a GenBank genome assembly. Lineage: Eukaryota; Metazoa; Platyhelminthes; Cestoda; Diphyllobothriidea; Diphyllobothriidae.
AUGGCCAUUCCAGUCCCCUUUAUCUUUGUCGGCAAUGCUAUUCUGCCCACGUUACUCCUUGUGAGUCCAACAUGCCUAUCUGCUGUCGUCUAUGAUGGUACGUUCGAGUGAGAACCCGACACCUCAUAUGAGUUAAAUUGCUAUUUCAACGAUCGCAACUUUCUUUCAACUUAUUUUUUGAAAGUCGGCUUUUGCCUUGUACGAGAGGUUUAAAAUAUCGCAAUUUACUAUGCCUGUAGAAGUUCGCAAGCUUGCUUUUAGACAUUUAGGGUGUUUGCUACUGACUAAUAUGUCAAAAAUUCCUACCUUCCAUCUUUUACACAAUACCAAGAAGAUAAAUGACUGAAAAGUGGCUUAUGGGAUUCUCAGCUGGCGUGUCAUCGUAUCGCAAAGUUUAUCGAUUUUUGAUUACCCUAUCUUCCACCGAAAGGUUUUUGUCAGUAGUUUGAAAACGAAUGUUGCGGCUCAAUGAACCAAUGCAAGACCAAGUUCUCAGUCCACCCUUGCCUGAUAGGUUAAUGAAGAAGACAGUCUGUAAGGAUGCAGUUUGCUUGACCGAAGUAUGUUCAAGUUGUUGCUUCAACUUCAUUAAAAAGGUAUAAGAAAAAUUAAUCAGAAACCUGUACAUAGCUGAAACGCCAUGCAUGUUUAAUGGAACAGAUAUUUUUGUCCAAUUUCGACCAUUCGCGAUUAGAUGGCAUGGCAACGGUAGGGAAAAGGACCCAGUUUGAGUAGUGAUUUGAGGUCAAGGAAAGUAAGUGCCGUUGGCAGUUUAAUGCCUGCAAUGGCUUGCAUGUGGAUGCAAAGAUAAAAUCCCAUAUGACACGAUUCAAAGUUUAAAGACAGUUGAGUAGUGUCUUUCACCAUAGCGUUGCCGAUGAACAUUAUUUAAUACCUCUAAGAGCUCUUCCAGUAAACACGGUUACUGCUAAUGAUGCGCUCUAUGAACUGCUGUGGGAAUAGGUGAUCUGGCAGAUAUAAUGAAAAAUUCAGAUUGUCACCCAGUUGGAAAACCCCCGACGGUCAAGGCGAUCUUUAACUUUGGAUUGUGCAGUCAGAGAGUCUCUCCAAUUAUUCGGAUAUACUAAAUUACAUGCUAAUUCAAAUUUUCUGGCAAUUUUCUGGUGGAUUUCAAAUGGAUUACUGAAGAAAAUAUGCUUUGAUCGUUGUCGGUGGAUUCUACGUAUUGCUGUGGGUUUGGCGGGCAGCUAAGCCUAGGUAUGAGAACUUUGCAGUCAGCGGUCAGGUUUCCGUAGAUCGGGCAGUUAUCAGGUUGGCUAUACUAAAACCUUAACCUAGUCUUCGCGGUUUUGACUCCUGCUGGGACCGCUGAGCUUUUUAUAACUCAGUAAUCAUUCGGAGUAGGGCAUGUUUAUAAAAGCUGGAAGGUCGAGCAAAAUGAUUUUUUGAAUGACAGCUACGUUUUAUAAACGAACAAAAUCUUAUAACUCCCUUUGGGAAAUGUGAGCGUCUUGAAGCACUUUGAAAAUAUUUGAACACCGGUGGAUAUGCGCUGCCAUGAAAUAUGAAUAUACAAACAAUAUUAUUAGCGUGACGAUAGCCUCAUUCACGCCUUCAUCUGCCAACUGUAUCGAAAAAAUUCCCAGAUUUAGGCGUAUUCUGACGCUGCUGCUCAUUAACAUCGAUGUGCGGGAGUGUUUUAAGUGCACUCUAACAUGCCAGACGUGGAAAUUGGACUUCUGAGUGAUUACAUCUCUACAGCUAUGCAUUUACUGUUUAGGCCUUUGAUAUCUACUCACGCACGUUGGAGAAACAUAAUUGGCAGGUGACCGACCAAUCAGGAUCCUGCUGCUUACCUGGACAGUUUGUCCAAUGGUAUCGUCGCCUCAGGUGUACGAUUUCAGAGCUCGAGAACAUCGCAUCUUGUUUGCUCGCGAAUAUUUCUCUUUAAAUCUGCACACAACUUCAGAGGCCCUAUAUGCUUCUUUUGUUUCUUCAGCUUCUAAGGCUUUUAACUGUGCAGCAGGUGGUCGCCUGGUCCCUGACUGAGGAUGGAGAACCAAUCAAAACAACCCGGUUGGUCUCCACCAAACGAUUCGAUAUGGGCGGCAGGGUCUCGGCCUCCGGGGUGGAAAUACGCUUUUCAGACCCCCGACUGCCCUCCGUUCACGCCCUCUACGGAAUCCGGUUCGCAUCUCUGGGCGGCAGCGGACCCACGACGGAUGCUUCUUCUGCCGAGGCUCAACGGGGUACGCCUGCCCACAGUUCUAGAACAGACCGGAAAACGAACCCGCUUCGGCCCCCGGCGAAACGCCGGUUCAUGCACUCUGUUGCCGCCUUCAUCUACGAAACGCCGCAGGAGGGCCAUUUGCACAAGACCACUCCUCCGCCCGUCUGUCCGCAACCAAUUCCUGAGGUGGACGCGGAGUCUGCUAAUCCGAGACUGAAGGCCAGACUUGCGCGCCUGCUGCCCUAUCUGAGUAAUCAGUCGGAAGACUGUCUCACGCUGAACGUCUACACUCCGCAGAGGGGUGAGUCGGGUUGCCGAAUAGAGAAGAAAAAAGCAGCUUCAUUUGGCUCCUUUGUAGGGCAGUUAAGGUUGCUUAUCAUUGUUGCCCGAUAAAUAGCUGGCGUGCGGAGAUUCUCAUCGCGAGAAAAUGGCAGCCAUCAUAUGAGCAGUCGUACUUGCACGCCAAAAAAGAAAUGAGAAAGGAAUCUAUAGAAAUGCAGUUACUGCGCGCACAGAAAUCUCACGGCCGUGCUAAACAGUUUCCGCUCGGAGCUUGCCGAGGGAGAUGAAAUAAAUUUCGAUUUCGAAUAAUUUUCUACUAACUAAACCAGGAAGCGUUGACGUUACUAUGCAGGCUUGAUUUUUUGGGGUGCCAACUGAGAUGCCUAAAAAAUAAACCAUGAGAUUAUGUGUGAGAGGGGAGUUCGCCUGCAUGGCCGGAUUGCCGGACAGAACGCAAGCGGACGCCGUAUUCAAGGCAUACACUACCCAAGUGCAUUUCUCGCGUGUUACCACGCCAAGAUGCCUGCCUGAUUUCGAGAGUACAAGUAAACUGUUAGUUAGGUGAAAGCAUGUUUGCCUGGUAAGGGGACUUAUGUUCCCUCGUUCGAAAUCAAUAUCAGGAGGCUAUUUACGCCAGUCAAACGAGAAGGGAAAAAUGAGCAACGAGGGCCGUGGUUGGGUGGGUGGAACCCCUAAUUGAGGUUAUAUUCAUUUUUCACAGGCGUUUUCUGGCACACUAAAACCAGGUGACUUGCGUCAAUAUUGGUCUAAGGCAGUGAGAUAAUUUACUGACUCAAAUUCAUGCACGAGAGUUUCUUUCCAGACACUUUCCCUAAUCUUUCUACCAUUUAAAGUUUCUUAUUACCAAAGUCGGUUAGAUCGCAGUUGGAAGCCAGGAACGGGGAAGCGGACGGCGACCUUAACCUUAACCCUAAUCCUAACCUUAGCCCUAACCCUAACCCCAACCUCAACCUUAAACGUUUACCGUUAACCUUAAGGGAAACCCUAAUCCUAACUCUAACCGAAAUCGUAAACGCGACCGUAGCCCUUGGACAUGGCCGUAACUGGAAAACCUAACCGUAAUACUGAAACCUUAUCGUACGCUCAAACCCUAACCGUGACCCGAAAACCUAAGCCUAAAGGUACAACGCCAACUCGAAAAUCGGAAGCCAUUAACCGGUACACUACUCCUAACCUCAAACGUAAAACUGAAGCCAAAUGGGUCAGAUGUUAUUAUGUAACCCCACAAAAUAGCCCCAGGAAACAAACCCCAAGCCGCCUGUAAUACGGAGCCUGGCUACCAACUGCGAUCUAGCCCCAAAGUCAGCCAGUUCGACCUGCUUUCGCAUCGAAUCUUAUUUCGAGUCGCACAAAUUUAGCUCAGUCCUAGGCAGUUAUGACAGUCCAGAGAGAGGGAAAGGGAGCUGGGAGGCUGCUGUGCAUGUCCUGUCCAGGUAGUGGCGACCUACGUCCAGUACGACAGUAGAACAAACUUGCCGAUUUUCUGCCCAAGUGGAAACUGUGUUAAUUGUACUAAUAUGAAAUAAUGAACAUUGGGAGAACGAAAUUUUUUAAGUUCGUCUAAUUUAAAAAUCACUCUCACGUCCUGACGCAGUUUUGUCAGGGAGUUUCGAACGCAUAGGGUUUCAUAUGGGCACAUUUAAACGGUCUCGGGUAGGGGGGGGGGGUUCUUAUGGAUGACAGUUGCCCUUCCAGCUAGCCGUUUAACCUUAGAAUCUUCAGAAAUUCUAUCAAAGUGAAUGCGCUCUCUUGAAGAUAUCAAAGCAUGAGGUCGCAAAUGAAAUGUGGAUGGUGUAGCAUUUCAGAACCAUGCCGGACGGUCCGAAUUAAUCAGACAGGAGAUAGGAUGAUCAGUUGCUACCCUGACUUCUAGUUACCAUGUGCAGGUUGUUCGCAGUUCUGCUUGGGAGGAAUUUCAUCCCAUCGCCCGGUAUGCUAGAAGCAACUAUCGGUUCGUCUGUAAUUUUGGUUUCUGGCAAAAUACCACGUCUGUUAUUCUUGACUGCGUUACUCUGGAGGAAUAGAUUGAUGUAUGCAAGGGGUAGAGUUGUUUUAUAUCCGUUGAAUGAGCAGUGCCAUACAAUGUUAUGUCAUUACGGUCAACAAUCUCUCCUUUAAGAGAACUUGGUUGGAACAGUUGGUUUGCUGAUGAUCCCUGCUUGCUAUCAGCGGAAGACCUCACACAGAACCGUCCUGUUCUUGCGGUUUUGGGGAAAAUAACUGCAGGUAGUUUUACUAGACUUAACUAACCAAAGUUUGGUAAGAAUUCUAUGCACAGCACUUCAAGAAAGUUUAGAGAUUGCUGCUAGUAUUCAUUAAAAUUUUGAAAUUCUUUCAAGACAUGACACCAACUUGAACGUAACAGCUUUUGACUGCACUGCAGAAACUCAUGACACACUGAAGAUGUUUAAACGUCAUUUCCAUUCAUCACUUGGCACAACUACAUCGCACCUCCAGGUUGCAAACCCUCGUAAAAGAGGUUCCAAUUUAGAAGACGAAGAUGCGAUCACUGGAACAGGAAAUCUAUUGGCCUGACGUUUCAGAUUCUCAAUCGAAUCCAUCAUCAGAGACAUCUGCAAAUGUCUGAAAUGCUACACCAGCCACAUUUCAUUUACAAACUCGUGCUUUGAUAUCUUCAGGAGCGUGCAUUCACUUUGAUGAAAUUUCUGAAGAUUCUAAGGUUAAACGGCUAGCUGGAAGGACAACUGUCAUCUAUAAGAACCCCCCCCCCACCCGAGACCAUCUAAAUGUGCCCAUAUGAAACCCUAUGCCUUCGAAACUCCCUGACAAAACUGCGUCAGGACGCGAGAGUGAUUUUUACAUUAGAUGAACUCGAAAAUUUCGUUUUCCCAAUGUUCAUUAUUUCAUAUUACUACCUUGUUCUGUUCCAGUUAUCGCAUAUUCGUCUUCUGAACUGCUACCUGGAACUCACCUGUUCGCUUCUAUCAGGUUCUAGUUUCUUGCGUGAAUCAGCAACGCUUUUUACGUCUACGGUCACCGAAAAGUGUUCUUUCUGAAAAGGAGAAAUUCUUCCUGAAUUUUUUUCUGCUUGUUUACUGAUGUUAGAUUAGCUAUCCAUCAAUUAAUCUGAAGAAAGAAAAUUUAGAGAAUAGCUUGUAGAAAACAGCUGAAUAGGUUUAAUUGGAGAACCGUUGUAUCAUAGUGAAAUGGUGAAACCCUCAUCAAGCCCUCUUGACUACGAGCAGGCUAAGUGGGUGAUUAGGUUGAGUUUAAAUUAGGCGGAGAGCAGCGAAUUCAAACGAAAAGACGAAUAAAAUGACUGAGGUAGGAAUGAGCACGCCUACGCACGAAAAUACUAUCCAGUGACUUUCAGCAGGCUGACGAGACGAAAUUUACAAACAAAAUUCCAAUAACAUUGAUCAAGGUUUAAAAGAAGACGAAGGCACGAUCACAGGGACGGUAGAUUUAUUGGCCUUAGUUUUCGAACUCGAACUGGAGUUCAUCAUCAGGGACUGCUAGAGUACAGCAACCUGCGAAAACAUUUAUAUCGUUGUGUCGUGUGUGUGUGGGGAGGGGGGACUACGUCCGUGGUUUACAUCACCGCGAAACACAAACGGCGUCACCACGCCGGGGAACCACUGUGGAUCAGGCGGCACAAACCAGACCUAGCCACGGACGUAGUCACCCCACACACGACACAACGAUAUAAAUGUUUUCACAGGUUGUUGCACUCUAGCAGUCCCUGAUGAUGAACUCCAUUUCGAGUUCUAAAGUUAAAUCCAAUAAAUCUACCGUCCCAUUGAUCGUGCCUUCGUCUUCUUUCAAACAAGAAUCUGGGAUGCGCAUAUUCUCUUCCAAUGAUCAAAGUGUUUUUUUCCUGAUAGUCACUGCCCUAAAUACACACGAUAGAACCUUCUGGGCAGUUAAGUGAUUCAUUUGUGAAGCAGUGCAAUCUGUGGAUUUGUACUCAUGGGCGCUGUCUGGCCGUUGCACAAAGAAGUCAAAUCCUGCUGGAGGACCUAGAUAAGUACGCCUUUGUUUUUCUGAUAUAUACUUAUAUAUACGUUAAUAUUGGAGUACCGGCAAAAUCAAGGGAGACCGGGAUCGCAAUUUCCGGCUUGGUCAUCAUCACCAUCAUCCUCGCCGUCGUCUACCAACCAUACCCAACGCCCGAUCUGAAUGACAUGAGAUCCGAAGCCAGGUUCUUUACUCAGUGAGCGUUAAUUAGUCGAACAAUUCGACACGGAGACACGGGUCCGUUGUCCUGUUGGUUGUGGUCGGGAAUAUAAACAAGGGUAGAGAGACGCCCACCAAUCGGAGCACAGGACGUGAUCAUCCCGUUUUUUUGGGGUUAUUCGACGGCUCGCAGGCGGUCAAAUAUAGUCUAGAUAUCUAUGCGGAAUUCUUGUUUCAAAUCCCAGGCAAUUUAAGCAUGAAGUUGGGUAAGACUUGUUGACAACGGUCACUAAGCCGGAGAUAGCCAAUGUGGUCUCCCUUGUCAUUUUCGGUAACUCCUUAUCUGCAUAUACUACUGAACAGUGUCCGACUGCCUGCGAGGUCCUUCGAUUGGACCCCAAGGCACAACGAGAAAAGCAAAUUCCGUAAUCAAAUAUACAUGUCGGGGAAAGUUCUAACACUGCAAUGGGAGACCCGAAUGGGCAUUUCAGGCAUUUUGGCCGUCAUCAGAUAGUCUUACCCAAACCUGUGUUUUGCGGCGCAUGGGCUUCGUACCCGCGUUUUUUGGUGAUCCUGCCUUUUUAAAGCCAGCGUUCUAUCAACUGAGCCAUGGACGUGUUGUCCUGUCAUUUGCUUUAGGUUGUUCUGAGUUACCCGAUCGUGUUACGGGGCAUGCUCAUUCCGUAACCCGAUCGAUGGAUUCACUUGGAACAUAAAAACAUGUAUUGAGAUCUCGAAUUUUCAUUUAUAUUAUAGUACACACACAUGACGCCCCUCUCCUGUUUACAGUUUAUAUAAACAUCUCACACACGGCCACAACACGUUUAUAUGUCGUGGUCGAUUUGCAGAGGAAUUCUCCAUGCCAUAACGGACCACUGUAUACACACGACUUUCUGCCCGAUGUAAGACACUUCAUAGUUAGAAGCUGCAGGAUUAGUGAACUUCCAACCUUUUCGGGAUGGAGGUCGUUUAUGUUCCGAGGUGUUUGACCAAAGGACAUUGUAAUGUUCUCCAUUCCCCUCAUAAUGAGUUUUGACACGCAAACCUCCAAAUGACCAAUAAUCGCUGAGUAGGUUGUUUGCUGAUGCGUGGGGGUGGGGUCGCCGUUUGUGUGCGGAGAGUUCGGUCUGGGAGCUUUGAUGAGAGAUCAAGUAGUCGAAACCACCUCUCCCGACAGCCGAUCUGCCCAAGGAGUCGAAACGAGCUUAAGGACAGUUCAAGGCAGUGUGAAGGUUUACCAUGACCUGCGCGACAAGAAAAAAAAUGAAAAAUGGCAUUAACAUGGAGAGCAAGGAACGUAAAUAGUAAAUAAGGAGGUAAGGAGUAGGAGAAGUUAUUCCCCCUAACAAAUCCGGACAGCUGACGGUUAACUUACAGUAGAUGUGCUAACUCAUGGUGUGUUAACCGAAAUUCUAAAGUACCUUUUCGACUCGAAAGGAUUAUUUAAAUAGGGUUGUAAUAUUAACCACCAUGCAGAUUAAUCCUACAAUAAUUCAGUUACUAUAGGAUGUUGACUUUUAAAAGAACUUCUUUCCCAGCCGCCGGCAAAAACUAUACUAUGUAAAAAUGACUAUUUAAGUAGCAUAAAUUCUUCUCACUGAUUUUCGAUGCCCUUAUAAAUUCAAAUACAUCUCAUAGCAAACAUGCAUAAAAUAUUUAUUUUUAUCCUAAUUUGGUGAAGAACUAUGUCCUCUUUAUACUUUAUAUUUGAAAGAAGGGUGAAAUUCAAUUUUGUCGAAGUUUCUAGUUACGAGAUUUUCUAAGACCACGGAAUGCCUGUCCAUAAAACCUCGUGUCUCUGCAUUUAUAAUGUUGCUUGUAAAAUUUACAGUAUGGCCCAAAUCCGUUCCUGUAUCUCAUAAACACCACAUAGUUUCCUCUUAGAACCGUGUAAAAGUGUAUGAUUUUUCGUACACAGAAAAUGUACAGCUUGUAGUUUGGGAACCCUGAAGUUAAGUGUAACGGCAGUUCGGGUUCAAGGUUAUUCACGGAUUGGAAAAGUUUUUUAAAUGAAAUUAUACUUUCCCUUUAGGUAUAAAAUUAUAAAAACGUAAUUUCCCACCAAAAAGUAGAGGAAUAAAUAUUUUCGUGCAUGUGGUGUAUGAAUUAUAUUUAAAUUUUUAAGGGCGUCGAAAAUCAAACGGAAAAAUUCAUGCCAAAUGAGUGGCCACUUUUACCGAGUGUGAUUGUUGCAUACGCCGGGAAGAAUUUCAGUCAAAAACUGGCAUUCUGAAGUAACUAAAUUACUAUAAGAUUAUGCUGCACAUCGGUUAAUAUUAUAACCCUACUUAACUUAUCAUUUCGAGUCGAAAACGCAUUUCAGAAUUUCUGUUAACGUUUCAUGACUUAGCACAUCUACUGUAUGCUUAAAAUGCAUUUGCUGAAAAUAAAACUUAUUUUUUUCCGGUAGGAUAGCAGGAGGAAUCUCAGAAUUUCCUUUGUUUUUCGAUUGUUCUACAGCGGAGUAAGUGUAGAUUUCGUUUUUCCAAGUCACAGACUGUUUCUACUGUCAGUUGGCGAAGUGACAGGGAACUAUAACUGACAAUGGUAGGGGGCGCUCGCCGAUCGUUCUUACGGAACUCACUCGUUUCGUGUGCCUUACGGGCUCUCUCUCUCAUGCCCAACCAGCUACCGAACGGCGGCGCAUGAUAUAGAUAGAAUGAUAUUACCGACAAAGACAAGGGAGACUGAGUGGCCAUUUCUGGCUUAUUAGUCGUCUUCAGCCAGUUAUGCCCAACCCCGAGGUGUGGAAGACCCGAGGCUCGAACUCGCCACCUGCUAGUUAGAAGUCUACGUCUCUAACCACUGAGCAACGAGCCCGUUGCCCUGUCGGUUUCGAUCGGGAAGUGGCUAUUCCAGUCUCCCUUGUUUUUGUCGGUAAUAACAGACUAACUGACCUUCGAAGUCCUGACUUUAUGUGUGCUUAAAUGCAAAUUCUAUUAGAUACCAUAUGGGAAAGAGGGUGGAAAUUGAGGCUGCAGCUGUUCCCGCCCAAUUCGCGAAUUCUUCAGCCAUUCAUACCCGUGGAAAGCACCUGCAACCGCAUGAACGGUGAACAUGGUCCGUACCCAAGCGUAGAUUGGUUGCCGGAGAGUGGAUGGUGCUGACAGUUGCUAUUUAUGUCCUUAUCAGCUGAACAUGGGGUAGCUUCUGCUUGAUCGCUUCUCAAACCAAGGAGACGCAGCCAAUUCCCUCGAGGCACCAAUUAGACUGUUCUACACACCCUCCGUCGUAAAUACAAUUAGCUUCCAACAACGCAAGCCAGCCCUGUUAUCAGGGACUUACUGUCUAAGCUCUCUAACGGAGAAAAGACCACAUACUGUCAUAGCCGUUGGGUUGUAUAAAUGAGUAGGUUUACUUUUAGCCUGUUCAGGCAGACUGAUAUGUUUUGGUGCAUAUAAUCAAAUAACGUUAUAGGAGGUGAGAAUACGAUCAAAGGCAGAAAUCAAUGAUGUCAGUCAUUCUGGAAAAUACCUUCCAACAAAGGCGUCAGCUUGGGCGUCAAUGUCCAACACGCGGGUCUGGAUGCAUAGGAAGCCUUCGUAGUUAGGAAAGUUGGGCCCGCAUAAUGCUUGUAGCAGAUCGCGCAUGUCAUUGGGAUUAAAAAGAUAAACGCAAAGGUGGGCAGGACACGAGAAUAGGAACCUCACAUGAUACAGAUGGGCUUGAGAGACCUUCAAGGCACAACGGAAGGAGGCAGUUCCGUGGUGCUAUUGGUAAGAAAAGGAUUAGCGUUGGUUCUAGAGGCAGGAAGUAGGAAUCGGUACACCUUCUAGAAUUUAACGUGACACGUAGGUCUUCCUAUUCCAGUGCCUUACAUGGAGAGGAAAAAUAUAAAUAAGAAUAUCUAGGGAAACAAGUGGAAAGAAGGGAAACGGGGACAUAACCUGAUGAGAGGUAAGUCGAACUGGCAAGUUGUUACAACUGUUUACAAGAGACCAUCUUACCCCCUAAGACUAGCUGCCUCCGAUCAACAGAAUUGAUGAGGUAUCAUUACGACACAAAGAUUGCUAGACCCUCGAUAAGUGCAAAGGUGACGGUUAACUGAACUACUGAAUUCAAAAGCAGCUUCAGGACUCUACGCAUCCCACAGGGUACCCUUCGCGGUAGUCCGACUUUCAGACCAGAUCAUUUUCAUCGAUGGUACGGACCAAAUAAUUUUGGAAUUUAACUUCACUAAUGACACCGCAUCAAAAAAUAAUGGACGGACGGAAGUAUCCCUAUUUAAGCUAUAAGCCGUUAAAGUCUUUGCAGACAUUUUAUCGAGGCAUUGGAUAUUUUUGAAAUUACUUUCUCCACCCGGAUGUCGCAAAGUCUGUCAGAAGGAUUUUCAUAUGUUAGCUGCAGAAUUACGCAAGUAGACGCGUUGCGGCAUGACGCAGUCACAAGUAAAGGUUGUCUUGUUAUGUUAAGCUGGGCACAGACUAAACAUAUUCUUGACAAUAUAACCUUCCCUAAUCGACUGAAAUACACGGGGCAGGCGGGGCGCAUGCAAAAACAAAUCACGUAGGCCUUUAAACGCAAAAGAAGUUAGCUCUCAAAGGUGAGGACCGCAAGCGACUUUUUAUCUAAAUUGAAAAAAAUCAGUGCGUAGGAUGUCUGAUCUCACUCAGGGUGAGUUCACGAUCGGAGGCACUGUCGUCAGACCGGAGUUUCUUGUUCCAAACAAAAGGUUUUGUCAAGUCUAAACUGAGGCGGAUUUUGAGAGCUUUAAUGGUCAAUCGCAGGAUCUGGAAUCAAGGUUCAGGUAAGGAUCCAAUUGGUAAACUAUCGCCACCAAAUAUCUUGGUGAUAUCUGCUGUCACGGUGAAUCACCCCUCCUGUCAUUCACUACUGGUCCGUUAAAAAGUAAUAUCUGCGUACCUAGGCGCUUACCACUGCUAUCCCCGCGUAUGCCACAAGCCAGCGUUACCGCCCACCUUUUCCACCCGGCACAACAAGUAACAUUCUGGUAGGUGGAGGGGAUAGAUACCAGUAAUUCCAAAUAAUUGCUAAACUGGUUGACAUUCCACAUCAACACAGAAGGGCUCCGACUUCCCAGCGGUCACAUGUGGACGUAGAAACUACAGAGCAAGUAGCAAGUCCUAAGCCCAGCAAUAGAGGCGGCGUUGCAACUCUUGACAAAAAGUCCUAAUUAUAGAUGCUUUUCCAGAUUUUGAAUUAAUUCAUCUUGAACCAAUAGUGAAAAACUCGGUGACCUCGGUGGGAUUCGAACUUGUGACAGCAAGGCGAAGGUUUGAGUACAGCCAACGAUCUAGCCCCCUGAGCUACGAGGCUGCACCGGGAGCCAUGAAUUUAAUCUUAUUUGAGCCAAGUUACCCACCCAGCCUGCUGCAUCGUAUGGAAUCCCACUCAAACCGCCGAGUUUCCACAGUUGAGUCAGUAUAAAUUAUUCAAAAUUUGCCAAAACGCAUUGUAAACUAAGUGGGCCUCGUAUUCAUCUCUUGGAUUCUAUAAUAAUUACUCAGGAAAUCCUGCCUGGACAGUCAGUUUAUUGUAUCACGCUUGAUGGAUUCCAAACGUUGCAGUAGGCUGGUUGGGUAAUUUGACCCAAAUGCGGUAAGACUCAAGCCUCCCCGCGGGUCAGGUGGCUAAGGCGUUGGCUGUGCAAAAACCAUCCCCCUGCUAUCGAGGGUUCGAAUCCCACCGGGGUCGCCGAGGUUUUCACAGUUGGGUCAAGAUGAAAUAAUUCAAAAUCUGGCAAAGCACCUAUAAUUAGGACUUUUUGUUAAGAGUUGCAACGCCACCUCUAUUGCUGGGCUUAGGACUUGCUACUUGUUCUGCAGAGAAUUUUACAGACCAGCACAGAAGUCACAAGCCAAAGCAGUGGCAGAUCGGCUGAGUAAACUGCUUGGAGAAUACCGACAUAAAAAUGUGAUCACGGAGAAUGAAUGGCACCAAAUGAGGGAAACUGACACCGCUCUAGCCCGAUUCUAGGGUCUGCCAAAAAUCCAUAAAGCAAAUGUCCCACUUCGGCCAAUCGUUGCCCUAAAAAGCAGCCCCACCUACAAUUUGGCAAAGUGGAUGUACUCAAAACUGAAGUUCCUCCAAGGCAAUUCGACUACCUCAGUUCGAUCAGCCACUCAAUUCCUCAUAGACCUCCGAGGUCGGAGAAUUCAAUCGGACGAAAUCAUGGUCUCCUUCGAUGUGACGUCGUUAUUCAAAUCUAUCCCACCAAACGUGGCCCGCGAAGUCUUGUGCAAGAGACUUGAAGAGGCGUACGAUGACACUCAGAAUGCCCUCAAAAUUGAACACCUCAUGAGGCUGUUUGAAUUCUGCCAACAAACUUUCUUCACUUUUGCGGGAGAGACCUAUGAACAAAUCAAGGGAACCCCAAUGGGCUCACCGGUCUCCCAUUUAGUGACAGAACUGGUCCUACAGGAGUUGGAAAAGAUUGCCUUCCUCCAACAUGAACCGGUGUUUUGGCGAAGUUACGUUGACGACACGUUCGUCAUCGUAAAGAAGGACAUGCUGUAA